AUGGCGGCAGAGAAUAAACUUAGGGUCAAGCUUGGCAAGCCGAUUCCUGACCUUAAUGCCCACGGGUGCCUCUACGUCCAUCAAGGCGACGAUCAAAACGCUCUUGCUGUCUCCUUCAAGCGCACUAUCCGCGUUCCUGAUGAUGGCACUACUUAUCAUCUUCCGCCAAACCUUGGAAACUUCCCUCUUUAUAAUGUUGCUCAUUACGAGGAGACUCUUCCCGAGGGCAUGAUGCUCAAGGGCGGUUGUUUCAUGCCUGUUCAUGUACGGGAGGCUCUUUGGAUCCGCUUCAAGUCUACCCGCCCUUUCGCAGUCAAGGUCCUCCUUGGAGGCAUUAACGCCAUCUCUGGUGAGCCCAUCCCCGAGACCUUCGCCACUGCCCUCCGUCGAGCCCGCCUUCUCAAUGAGCAAAAGCCCAUCCAAGACUACGCUGUUAUUGAACCCGCCAAUCAUUCGCAGCUUUGGCUUGAUGGUAUUGCAAAGCAAAAUGGCACAGUCGCGCAAUUCGUCGCAGUUCCCACUGGCUCUGGAUACUCGGUCGAGGCACAGAUCGCAAAUGAUGAUACUGUUGGCGGCAUUCAGAUCAUGGUUACUCCGAUCAAGAAGGCUAGCUUUGGUGUCAUUCAGGUUAAUCGUCUUGGAGGAUCCUCAAUCUUCUUAAAGGUCCGAAUCAGUCACACGGUCUUCAAGUUGUUAAAAGCCAUUUCUGAGCGCACUGAAAUUCCUGUUGAGCAGAUGGCUCUUCUGUACCAAAAUCGUCGCCUCGAGAAGGACCGUCUGCUCUACUCUUAUGGUAUCGAAGACAAAUCCAUCAUAAACCUGGUCUUCAACCUCCAAGGUGGCGGUGCCCUCAUCCCUGCUCACCCAAUUCCCAACGGUGAGAUGUCCCUCGGCGUUGGUGGUCUCAUCAAGCAAUCUAUCCUCCGCGAUCCUCACCCGUCUUCCGCGUGGGACAAUGACAACACAGCCAUGUUUAACAUCCAACUCUUGUCGGCCGACGUCUUUGAACGCGUUACCGGCACCGCACCACCUCCUUCCCCAGUCACGGCUGAGAGUUAUGCUGCUGCUGGUCUGCCAUUCUUUGAGAUUCAGGGCGAGCAAGGUCAGGGGGUGCAAGGAUUGUUCUCCGAUAUCAAGAGCGUUGGCCAGAUUGAUGAGGGGAAUGGAGUGGGUGGCUUGGAGAAGGAGUUGGCGUUCCCAACCGUCGAGCUGGAUAAGACUGGCCAGAGAGUCGGAUUUAGGGGUGUCGAUCAAUUGAUUGCAGAUGUCAAGGCUUGGGGCAUUGAGACCGCUUUUUGAGGCAGAUGAAGGCGUUCGCGAUCAUCUCGCUCAGAGAUGAGAUAAUGAAUGAGGGGUAACUGGUCACUGGGGAGGAUACCUUGUAUCUAAUUUUGGGAGUUCUGCGAUCCUGGGCUGGACAGACACUCAAGGAGUCAAUGGGUUCAGUUUCAGUUUCUUCUUCUGAGAACAAACCUGGAUAGGAAUGGCUUACGGAUGCUCCGCUGGCAUGCGUUGAGCUGUAUAACAGGCCGCGAACUACCGAGAAUUUGGGACAAGUCUUUUACUUCCCACAUUUCUUCUUCUCCAGUGUUUAUUUGAUGUCCUGAUUUGAUAACUGUUUAGUUCCGAUUCUGGUUAAGCAAAUGACGUUCAC
Hyaloscypha bicolor E is the source of this 1654-nucleotide messenger RNA. RefSeq lists its product as uncharacterized. Gene Ontology annotation, molecular function: protein binding. The record is from RefSeq and is a predicted model, not a curated record. Bases 1 to 1299 code for a protein of 432 amino acids. The transcript has 5 exons. NCBI's taxonomy places the organism in Eukaryota, Fungi, Ascomycota, Leotiomycetes, Helotiales, Hyaloscyphaceae.